UAUAAAUCGCCGAUCUAUCUGAAGUUUGCCCUUCUCUGCCGCUUCAGUCGUCCGUCUUGAUUCCAGUUGCAGUCGAAAGCCCGCUUCAUGGAUGCGGCCAAGGCGGCGUUGGUAACGGUGGAGGAGGAAGAAGAAGACUUCGAGCCUCUCUUCAAUUACAACCGCGUCGAGCCCGUGGAUCUCCUCGCCUUCCAGGAUGACGCCUUCGAUUCUUCCCCUAUUGUCACCUUUGUCGAGCGCAAGAAAGCGUCGGAUGCCUCCGUCAGUGCAAAUAAGGAGGGGAACGUGAAAGGUAAUUACGGAGCCACUGUGGUUGUCCUUGACGAUGACGAGGAAGUAGAUGGGAAAGGGAAGAAAGGCGGGGGUCGGGUGCCACCUCGUAAGCCUCCAAAUUCGGUAAAGGGAUUUGGUGAGAAGGCUAACAAUGAUGAGGAUUGGCUGCCUCCGCCGCCCCCUAGGGUUCCAAACCCCAGAUUAAAAUCCCGAGAGGAGAAGACUCUCCAAGAGUUGCGAUUACAUAAGCAAAAUCUAGCUUCGAUUGCUCAGUCAGUGCAAGAUGUACUGCAUCAUGUAGAGGAAGCUGAGAUAGAGCAGCAUAACAGAUCAAGAAAACCCGUUGAGCAACCAUCAAAAGAACAAAUCCUAAGACAAAAGAUAGUAAUAUCAAUCCAAGACAAACUAGGACAAAUGCAGUUUCGUGUCUAUUUGGAUGAAAAUUUUGAUAGGCUUUUCAAAUUGUAUGCUGAAAAGGUACAAGUCAAGCUAGACAAGUUAGUAUUCUCUUUCGACGGAGAGAAAGUUAGUUCAAAUGCGACACCUGAAGCCCUUGGCAUGGAGAAUGACGAUAUCAUUGAAGUUUAUGAUAAAUCAUAGAACCGUUUUGAAUCAAUGGAUGGCAGAAGUGUAAAUCAAGAGUGCUGAACUAUGAUCCCAAUAUUUUGCUAGUUGAAUUCUGCAAUAAUAUGCAGAUUUUUUUGUGGUGGCUGUCAAUUUGACGCCAAGGCCAACGAUGGAGUGAUAUGAUGGUACAGUAGAAAAAAUCUCUUGAUUGUGGCAGAAAGUGAUGCGUGUUCUUAUAACGUAACAUAAAGCUCAUCUGUCGUGUUUCUUUGCACAAUUCUUGAUAGUGUUUAUGAUGGUGAAACGAUGACAGUCAUGGCCAA
Messenger RNA from Zingiber officinale, 1163 nucleotides. RefSeq lists its product as uncharacterized. The record is from RefSeq and is a predicted model, not a curated record. NCBI's taxonomy places the organism in Eukaryota, Viridiplantae, Streptophyta, Magnoliopsida, Zingiberales, Zingiberaceae. Bases 88 to 873 code for a protein of 261 amino acids. The transcript has 6 exons.